AUGAGUUCACUGAUGUUGAUUUCGCAAUUUUUGGGCACACGAACUGCUCUCAUCCCCAUCCAUCAUCAUUCUAUGCAACACACUAGGUUCGAUGGACACGAGCCCGCAUUCCUCGCUGCAUAUCCAGAGGCCACUGUGGGCCACACAGCUUUGCUUCGGGCAAUCAACCGCGCGAAGAAGGAGCGCGGGGAUAUCAUCCCUCGAAAGAGAUUGACUCCACGAGAGGCUCUGCAGGCAUUGAAGGUCGAGCUCAAGGAGUAUCACAAAGGAGCGGAUCCUUUCAACCGUAAGAUUCGCAAGCACGAGAAUGUUCGAGACUGGUGGUUAGCUGUUCAAAAGGACGAAAACGCACGAGUUCUUGGGGCCCUUGCAAUCAAGUUAUACUCCGUCGUCCCAGUGUCGAUGGCCGACGAGAGGACAGUUUUAACAAUCACGUGGCUUAACAGCCCCACUCGGAGCAGACAAGACAUCUCGACAUUAAAAGAACAUAUACAGAUUCGUCAGUGGCACCGCUGGCAAGCUGACGUGAGCAAAGAACCGACAGUCGCUCCUUCCGUCAAAUGGCGAGAUAUGUAUGCAACCAUCCACGGUAAACCUGAGACACCACCUGUUGUCCCGCCACCUACUCGACCACCUAUCGUGACCGCGGACAUCAUUUCGAGCUUGACCAACGAACAUCAAGGUAGAUGUUCAGACUCGGAUGAUGAAGACGGGGAUUGGCGUGAUAGCACGGACUAUGUGGGUUUAGCUGGCAUGAAAAGCACGGAGUUCAAUGUGGGUAAAGACAUUGACAUAUCAUCCACGUACCUCCUCGAUAUUCUGUCAGACCACCCUGUACAGCCAACAGCUGCUCGUGGAGGUCCGUCGACGCCAAAGGUGAUGGCCACGACUUCGUCCUCGACACCGAUGGAUGAUGAGUGGGCGGAAUGGAGAUAAGCAGCUUCGUUGUAUAUUACGGUCAAUUAGACCAAAUUUACCUGCAAAUCAGCGCAAAUCAGCGUCAAAGAGCUAUGGGUGAAUUUGAGUGAAUUUGCUUUCAUUUACACUCGUCAAUUAGGCCCUCACUGUGGGUCGUGCUAAUUAGCCGGUCAACCAGAGCGGGAUCCCUAAUUCCCUGAACCCUAUGUGGCACGGAGACAAGAAGCGUAGUGCCACGUCCGACGUUCGCUCGAAGACCAAACUCUAUUCCUCCGCUCGUACCUCGUUACAUAAUAGACUACCAACAUUUCUUCUUCGCGCCAUUAAGACCUCCAUCCACGACAUAACAGCAACCCGCACAGGUGCAUGUUUGCACGACCUCCACAGUAUGGUCUUGCGCACAGUAAUACAUAUACGGUUUGUUGUUGUUAUAACCCGCGAGGAGUGCGCAGGCCCACUGUUCUGCAAGCACCCGUA
Suillus bovinus is the source of this 1395-nucleotide messenger RNA. RefSeq lists its product as uncharacterized. The record is from RefSeq and is a predicted model, not a curated record. Lineage: Eukaryota; Fungi; Basidiomycota; Agaricomycetes; Boletales; Suillaceae. The transcript has 3 exons. Bases 1 to 936 code for a protein of 311 amino acids.